Messenger RNA from Spinacia oleracea (spinach), 1539 nucleotides. Its product is annotated as homogentisate solanesyltransferase, chloroplastic. The record is from RefSeq and is a predicted model, not a curated record. The coding region runs from base 238 to 1389 and encodes 383 amino acids. Lineage: Eukaryota; Viridiplantae; Streptophyta; Magnoliopsida; Caryophyllales; Amaranthaceae. Gene Ontology annotation, cellular component: membrane. Gene Ontology annotation, molecular function: prenyltransferase activity. The transcript has 10 exons.
UUUAAGGGAGUAAGGAUGUAGGUGGGUCCUUAGUUAAGUGAGAAAUUGAUGUAAUAUUAAUAAAAAUUUCUAUUUUUAGAAACGUUUCGACUAUUCCGGGACGGCCAGGAAAGCGUUUCGACUAUUUCGGGACGGGGGGAGUAAUACGAAAUAAAUUUUUAUAUUUUGGAGGACCAACGUUCGAAACUAUAUCCUCUCCUUACUUGAGUGACCAAACGGCUUGCUCCAGAAUCCCAAAUGGAGCUCUUACAGUGUUCAUCCACUUCCACUCAUCUUCAUCCUAUCCCUUCUACCAAUCGAAAUUCCUCUUCUCUCAAUCAAAAUUCCUCCAAAUUUGCAUUGGGGUUUCCCAGAAAUUCCUCUUCACUUCAAUUCAGAAGAAAAUGCAGAUUGCCCGCUAUUACUCUAACCAGCUCUCGUGCCCAUUUAUCCAUCCGGGCUUGUGCGCUAGCUGGAGCUUCUGGCUCUGAUCCAGCCGUAAACAAAGUUUCAGAGUUCAGAGAUGCAUUUUGGAGAUUCCUAAGGCCACAUACUAUUCGUGGGACAGCUCUAGGUUCCUUUGCUUUGGUGUCGAGAGCACUGAUUGAAAGUCCAAGUUUGAUAAGUUGGUCGUUAGUGUUGAAGGCGGUUUCUGGUCUUGUUGCUUUGAUAUGCGGGAAUGGCUACAUUGUGGGCAUCAAUCAGAUCUACGAUAUUGGUAUUGAUAAGGUGAACAAACCUUAUUUACCUAUAGCAGCAGGGGAUCUUUCAGUUGGAUCUGCAUGGGUGCUAGUGCUAAUUUUUGCUGUAACCGGACUUUCCAUUGUUGCAUCGAACUUUGGUCCUUUCAUAACAUCCUUAUACUGCCUGGGAUUGUUUCUUGGAACCAUCUAUUCAGUUCCUCCAUUCAGAAUGAAGCGAUUUCCUGUUGUAGCCUUUCUCAUAAUUGCAACGGUUCGUGGGUUUCUUCUAAAUUUUGGAGUAUACUAUGCCACAAGAGCAGCUUUAGGACUCCCAUUUGUGUGGAGUUAUCCCGUGGUUUUCAUCACAACAUUCGUGACGUUGUUUGCAUUGGUGAUUGCCAUAACAAAAGAUCUUCCAGAUGUGGAAGGUGAUCGUAAGUUUCAGAUAUCAACCCUAGCAACAAAGCUUGGGGUGAAAAAUAUUGCACUGCUUGGUUCUGGACUUUUGCUGGUUAACUAUAUUGGCUCUAUAGUUGCUGCUAUUUUCUUGCCUGAGGCCUUCAGGCGGAGCUUGAUGAUACCUACACACACCAUAUUGGCAAUAUGUCUGGUUUUCCAGACAUGGUUGCUAGACCAAGCUAAAUAUUCCCAGGAAGCAAUCACAAAUUUCUACAGAUUUAUUUGGAACCUGUUUUACGCAGAGUAUGUCAUAUUUCCUUUGAUAUGAAAAAUUGAUAUAGGAACAUGGGGAAUAAGUGUGAUGUUCCUAAUUCUGUUUAUAUUUCUAAUAGCCGCAUAACAUGUACCCUUUUCUUCGAACCAUGUAAUGUACAAAAAUGCAUGAUAUUCUAGGUUUCAGUAAUGGUUUCUGCCUUCA